This is a messenger RNA of Humulus lupulus (European hop), 1371 nucleotides long. RefSeq lists its product as uncharacterized. The transcript has 2 exons. The record is from RefSeq and is a predicted model, not a curated record. Lineage: Eukaryota; Viridiplantae; Streptophyta; Magnoliopsida; Rosales; Cannabaceae. Bases 1 to 1371 code for a protein of 456 amino acids.
AUGCGACAAAAUCAUCAUCGGCAAGCAACUUGUUCUAUUAUUGCAGAGCACUUGAAAGCGAGAUAUGAAGGUGUGAAAAAAGGUCCAAAUCCAGCACAAAUAGUUAAUGAGAUGAACAAGAAUCUUGGUGUAAAGUGUAGUUAUUGGAAGGCAAGAAAGUGCGCACAUGAACUUAUAAGGGGUUCAGCGGCAAACAGUUAUCCAAAACUCCCAUCUUACUUGUACAUGGUCCAAAAGUCUAAUCCUGGUACGUACACUAGAUUAAUUGUUGAUGAAGAACAGAAAUUCAAAUAUUUAUUUUUGUCUUUGGGAGUAUCCAUUAGAGGAUUUCGUUACAUGAGAAAAGUUAUAUCUAUUGAUGGAACUCAUUUGAAAAACCAAUUUGGAGGAAAUUUACUCAUUACAACUGCACAAGAUGGAAAAUUUCAAAUUUAUCCUCUUGCUUUUGGUAUUGUUGAUUAUGAGAAUGAUGCAUCUUGGAAUUGGUUUUUGACAUACUUACGAGAUCAAGUGCCUGAUACUACUGAUUUAGUGUUUAUAUCUGAUAGACACAAAAGCAUUAUAAAGGGAGUUCGAAAUGUAUAUAAAAAUGCUUACCAUGGAGCUUGUAUGUGGCAUCUUGGACAAAAUAUAAAGACAAAAUUUAGUGGUAAAGGUUUGAAAAAGUUGUUUGAGAAGACGGCAAAAGCGUACAGAGUUUCAGAGUUCACAAAGUUAUUUGCUGAGAUUUCUACAAAAAAACCAAGUCUGGCAACAUACCUGAAGAAUGCAUCUUUUGAAAGCUGGUCUAGAUGUCAUUUCCAUGGUAAUCGAUACAACAUCAUGACCACCAACAAUUCUGAGUCAUUGAACCAAGUUUUUAGAGAAGCUCGGGAAUGGCCCAUCAUUCCUUUAUUGGAGGAAAUUAUCACUACACUCUCCAGAUGGUUCUAUGAGAGAAGGACAAAUGCAAAUUCUUGUCCAACACCACUUACAGUUGACGCAGAAGAUAUAAUGAGACAAAGAUACGAACAAUCAAGGUACAUGAGAGUUACACCCAUUAAUCUAAGUGAGUUCCAUGUUAAAGCAAUGCAUCGUGGAGUAGAUGUUUAUAGUCUAUGCUCAAAAUUCUACACGACUGAAUUUUGGAGGAUGGCUUAUUCAGAAUCUAUUUACCCUUUACCACCUGAAAUAGAAUGGCUUCUUCCAGAAGAGGUUAAGUCUCAAGUCGUUAUCAAACCAGUUAAGUUAAUUCCCCCAGUGAGACCAAAGAAUAAACGAAUUCCUUCGAGAGGAGAGUUUCCAAAGGAGAAGAGUAAUUCUGCACCUGAAUCUUCAUCAAAGAAAGUAAAGGGUAAGGUUUCUGAUGUUGAUGGGGGAAAAAAGCAAUAG